GAGUGGCGCCUGGCGGCCCGUGGUGUCGCUGGCUCGAGGCUGCGCUGGUCCGCCGCCUUCCUGCCCUGCUCGGCCGCCCGCCUCACCGCCCGCCCGCCCUCCUGCCAUGCCGAACCGCAGGGCCAGCCGGAACGCCUACUACUUCUUCGUGCUGGAGAAGAUGCCGGAGCUGCGGCGCCGCGGCCUGCCCGUCACCCGCGUGGCGGACGCCAUCCCCUUCUGCUCCUCCGACUGGGGGCUCUUGCGGGAAGAGGAGAAAGAGAAGUAUGCAGAAAUGGCUCGGGAGUGGAAAGCAACUCAGGGGAAGGUCCCUUCGCCACCUGGGAAGCAGAAACUUGUUCCUACAACACUCCUAGAAUCAGUGAACCAGUUUCCCCCUGUGCAGACUCAGAAUGUUUCACUUCCAGAUGUCUCAAGCCUGUCUUUGAAGAGUGAUCAAGCUGUGCUUGGAAGUUUUUUUUACUUUUUGAACAUUUUUAGCCACGGAGAGCUACCUCCUCACUGUGAACAGCGCUUCCUCCCUUGUGAAAUUGGCUGUAUCAAAUAUUCACUUCAGGAAGGAAUUGUGGCUGAAUUCCACCGAUUUAUAGACCCGGGUGAGGUACCACGAGGAUUCCGGUUUCAUUGUCAGGCUGCAAGUGAUACCAGUCACAAGAUCCCUAUUUCUAACUUUCACUCAGGAGAUGACUAUGCAACUGUGUUACAAAACCUUUAUCGAUUUAUUUCUCCAAACCAAAGCAGCUGGCCACCUGUAUACUGCAAGUCUGAUGAUAGGUACAGAGUUAACUGGUGCUUGAAGCAUAUGGCAAAGAAAUUGGAAACCAGGCAAGAGCUAGAAAUCCUUAUCGUGGAGGACCUCAUGGUGGGAAUCUACCAACAAAAACUUCGUAAGGAGCCGUCAAAGACCUGGGUACGGAGCCUCCUGGAUGUGUCCAUGUGGGAUUACUCUAGCAACACAAGAUGCAAGUGGCAUGAAAAAAACGAUAUUCUCUUUUGUGCUUUGGCUGUCUGCAAGAAGAUUGCAUAUUGCAUCAGUAAUUCCCUAGGCACUCUUUUUGGAAUUCCUCUCACAGAAACUCAUGUACCACUCCAAGAUUAUGAAGCCAGUAGCAGUGUAAAUCCCAAAAUGGUGGUGCUGGAUGCAGGACGUUUCCAGAAACUGAGAGUUGAUAGUCCUCCUUUUUUAAACUCUUCUUAUCAGGAACAAAGAUCCAACAUGUCCACCUGUGACUUUCCGUCUGGGGUGAAAACAACUGGCAAGACAAGCAAUGUUCGGGGAAGAGGCAUCACCCGUCUGCUGGAGAGCAUAUCCAAUUCCUCUGGCAACUUCCAGAAACUUCCAAAUUGUGAGACUCCACUCUCUCCUUAUGUGCCCCAGAAGGACGAGUGCAAAUUUUUCUCCUCCUUAUCCUAAAAAUGGGACCUUUUUCAGUUUCUGCAAGAAGCAGCAGGCCCUAAGCCCCUUCCGUAAUCAGUACACUUGAGCAAACAAAUCUUCACAUUGAUUUUUCCUGACACUGGAGAAACUUUAAUUUGGAAAGAAAUCCUGUUCAUAAAUUAAAACUUGUUUGUAGUUUGGGAAGGAAUUGACAGCUUUGUUUUUUUUAUUAUUAUUAUUAUUACUAUAGCAUUUUAUUUUGUGAAUGUAUGGUGGGAAUAGUAUUAAAGUUUGAAGUGGCCUAUAAAAAAACAACCACAAGCCAGGUCUGUUGUUUUAAGAAGAAAGAAGUUGGGUUUGGGGGUGACUUUAUUAAGCGUGCCUUUGCCUGUGCCAUUGAAUAAAUAGAUAGCUGUCUGUUACCGUGGGAGUGAAAACAGUAUCGAUGUUCCCCAUUCCCCCUUUACAGCAUGUGAAGCUUUUCCUCUCAGUGAGGUCUGGGGCAUCCCCUUCUCCUUGUGAAUAUCCAGCACGGUCCGUAGCAGAGAAGAACUCCUCGCUCUGAACGCACAGCAGUCAAGUCUUUCAGAUGCGAACUUUGGCAGUGCAGAGAGUUUAUUAUUAGAAUGGAACAUUUUGUUCAUAGACAAACUAAGAUUUUUAUGCCUUUUGCAGUCUUUUUCUGAAAAUAGCGUCCUUUUUGCAUGUAUUCAUACCUUGUUUUUUCUGGAGCCCAUGGCCCAGCAGUGGGGGUCUCUGUACCUCAGCUUGUGGUGCUGGCAGUGAGCACAGUUAGUGCAGAUGAGAGCCAGGGACGAGCCUUGGAUUUCCACAGUGUUAACUCCAGUCAAGUUUCAUGCUGCGUGGUGUAGGCUGUUAGGUCAAGGACCCUGUAAUUCAAAUUCACUCCUGAGUGUCAGUAUCAUGAAAAUGGAGGUAAUUAUCUUCUUCCCAUUUGGGAGAAGAGUCACAGAGGGUGCUUCUUGCAGCGGUUUUCUGACUUAUAAACCUGAUGCUCUGCAGUCCUUAGGUUAUAGUAGGCUGAGAAGUCCGGUGAUUUGGGAAUCAAUUACUCCCUGCGUUCAAAGGGACAGCGCUCAAAUAUGAUGGGUGAGUGAAUGAAAAAACAUUCAUUAAAUGCUUAUUGUAUGCAGAGUGCUGUGCUAAUAAGUUAAGUAUAGAGAUACAAAUAGAAAAAGAUAGGCCUUGCUUUUAAGAAGCUUGCAUCCCAGUAGAGGAAAAGAACACUCACAAAAAGUUUCCAAGAGAGCAGGUCAGGUGGAAAGGCCCAAUGGUACUUAGAGCGCCACAGCAAAAAGGUUGAUCAUUCAUCUCUAGUGUUGUUUCCACUGAUAAAACCAUAUCUAUUUCUGAUGCAUAACCAUGUAAGCCAUUUAACACGUGAAGCUCAGGGAAAGCAUCUUUUCUCUCAUCCAAGUCCCAGCAUUUCCAUGUCGUGAAAAGGAGUUUCCGUGGGAAGACACUAUUCUUAAAGUAUCAAGAAAAUGCAUUUGUGAGAAUGUAGGUUAAAUUAAAAUUGCAGGUUAAAAUAUUCUAAAGUCAACUUUAUUUAAAAGUUAAUGUCAGCAUUAUUUGAGAUGGAGUUUCCAAACAAGGGUGUAGAAGAGGGAUUCCAACACACUUUACUCUUAAUCAACAUAGCUUUAGAAAUGACUAGAACAAAUUUAAGAAUACAAAUAUUGGCAAAGAGAAGACAAAAUUAUCGUUAUUUACAAGUGACAUGAUGGCCUACUUAGAAACCGAUAGCUACUGUAAAAUAGCAAGAUAGAAGAGCCACAAAAAUCACCAGCGUCUCUAUAUGGUGCUAACAGUUAGUGCUAAGGAACAGAAGCCUCCAGGGAAUGAACGUAAAUGUCAGAAAGAUCACGUGCCAAAGCUCACGUGCUUUACUCAUCGAGUGCUACCUCGGAGCUGUUUUGUUCUUCAUAUACGAUUCAGACCAGCUUGGCUUCCAAUUUCUUUGCCAAUAAGCAGAUAAUAGACCCCUACCAUGACCUUUUUUUACACCUCUCUCCAGCCUCCGUCUCAGUGGUAGGUACAUUGACACCAUCAAAGAGGGGCAAGCCCUUCCCUAGCCUCUAAGGGAAUUAUAUCACAUGCAGCACAGUACAGUAAUUAAUGGUUAUAAUGAGCCAGAUGCAUCUGAAUAGGUCAAAUUAUGUUGUUUCACCCUGCUUAUAAAGGUCAAGGCAGUAUGUAAUUUCCAUCAAAA
Molecule: messenger RNA, 3611 nt
Organism: Phascolarctos cinereus (koala)
Lineage: Eukaryota; Metazoa; Chordata; Mammalia; Diprotodontia; Phascolarctidae
Gene: MAEL
Product: maelstrom spermatogenic transposon silencer
Biological process (GO): negative regulation of DNA-templated transcription; regulation of miRNA-mediated gene silencing; male meiotic nuclear division
Cellular component (GO): nucleus; P granule
Molecular function (GO): sequence-specific DNA binding
Source: RefSeq, a predicted model, not a curated record